AUGGCCGGCAUUGCGCAACCACGGGAAAACCUCGGCUGCUUUGUCCCACGGACGGGGAUGGUCUCGCUAGAAGUGCCUGUUGACGUUGUGUCUGCUAUGAAGUGGCGAUCUCUCCUGCCCCAACAAUGUAUUUUGCUGAUACCGUGUCUCCUAAUGGCUUUGGAAGCUGUACCUAUAGACAUAGAUAAGACAAAAGUCAAAGGAGAAGGUCACGUAGAAGGAGAGAAGAUAGAAAAUCCAGAUACAGGGCUCUAUUAUGAUGAAUAUCUCAGGCAAGUAAUUGAUGUCUUGGAAACAGAUAAGCAUUUCAGGGAGAAACUCCAGACUGCUGACAUAGAAGAAAUAAAGAGUGGAAAACUUAGCAGAGAGCUUGACUUAGUAAGCCACCACGUGAGAACACGACUGGAUGAACUCAAGCGACAAGAGGUGGCAAGAUUAAGAAUGUUAAUUAAAGCCAAAAUGGAUUCUGUUCAAGGUAAGAAUACAAAAUCUAAGAAGGUGAACUGGGCACCUGUCCAAUACAAGCUAGACAAAAUCUAAGCUACGCUGUCCUUG
Messenger RNA from Meleagris gallopavo (turkey), 555 nucleotides. Lineage: Eukaryota; Metazoa; Chordata; Aves; Galliformes; Phasianidae. The record is from RefSeq and is a predicted model, not a curated record.